AUAAUUCAUUUGAUUUCAAGAGCAAGGCGAAGGUGCCGCGUCAAAUAAAAUUAUUUAAUUUUAACUUUAUUUAACGUUUUUGUUAAUACAUAUUAUGACUUGAAGUCGAUAUUGAAUAUAUCAACAAAUCAAAAUGUUUGGUCGAGUAAUACGAUACGGACUGUACGGGAGUGUAGCUUUAGGAAGUGGUGCAAUAGUGUACAGUGAUGAUAUUGCUAUCACGCGAGUCUCCAGAGCUGCUAUUACAGCUAUCGAUAUUGGGAGGACGUACAAAUCCAUGCUGUAUAGCAAGGAGUGGGACAAAACUUCCAAAGAAUACAUAGAGUUAAAAAAACAAGCACACCAAAUUGGCGCGGAGAAAUUGCUCAAACUAUGUAAAACAAAUAAAGGAGUGUAUAUAAAAGUUGGUCAACAUAUCGGCGCUUUGGACUACUUGUUACCUAGUGAAUAUGUGAUGACGAUGCGUGUGUUGCAUAAAGAUGCCCCUCAGAACACCUUGGAUGAAUUAUACAAAGUUAUUCGAGAGGACCUCAAAAAGGAUCCAGAAGAAUUGUUUGAUGAAUUUGAGACCGAACCUCUCGGCACCGCAUCACUGGCUCAGGUCCAUAAAGCCAAACUAAAAGAUGGCACGGAAGUGGCAGUCAAAGUACAACACUUCUUUCUAGAUAAAACCAUCAAAACUGAUAUGAAAUGUAUGGAAGUUAUUAUAAAUGUUAUGUCCAAAGUCUUCCCUGAAUUCCAAAUGCAAUGGCUAGUGGAUGAAACCAAAAAGAAUAUUCAGAAAGAAAUAGAUUUUAUUCAAGAAGGACAGAAUGCUGAAAGGGUUGCUGAUAUGUUCAAGAACUAUUCUUGGUUAAAAGUGCCCAAGAUCUACUGGGACUAUUCUACUAAAAGGGUUCUUGUAAUGGAGUACUGCCACGGAGGGCAGGUUAAUGAUAUUGAAUAUGUAAAACAUCACAAAAUAGAGCCCUUUGACCUGUGUCGUAAAAUAGGCGAUCUAUUUUCGCACAUGAUCUUUGUGGAAGGAUUUCUGCACAGUGACCCACACCCCGGCAACAUCCUUGUGAGGAAGGAGCCCGGAGACAAGCAUGUCACUGUCACGCUGCUGGACCAUGGUUUGUAUGCUAACUUAACUGAAAAGUUCCGCUACCACUACUCCAAGCUAUGGCUGUCCAUCAUAUCCCGGGACAAGGAGGAGAUGUCUGUGCACGCGGAGCAGCUGGGCAUCCGCAAGGAGUUGUACAUCCUGUUCGCGUGCAUGGUCACCGGCCGGCCUUGGGAGAGCAUCCUCAAGGGCAUCGACCGCACCAAGCCCACUUCCAGUGAGAAAUCCCAAUUCCAAGACGAGCUGCCCCACUUCCUUCACUACGUGACCGAGUGCCUGGAAACAGUGGACCGGCAGGCGCUGCUGGUGCUGAAGACCAACGACCUCAUCCGCAGCAUCGAGCACGCGCUCGGCACGAGGGAGCACAUGGUCGGCUUCCAGGUCAUGUCCAAGUGCUGCAUGAAGAGUAUUUAUAACUUGGAGUAUAAGCAACAAAAUUCAUUGUGGCGGCGCUGGCUACUGAGCGUCAACUACACCAUGUCCAUAUUCAUGCUCUACAUAUACGGAGUGUAUCUAGGAAUAGUGAAAACAAUCCAGGAGAAACCAAAUGAAACUACAAAGCCAACAUUUCAAACGGAUGCUAAGGGAAGAGUCAUUCUGUAGAACGCACUUUUAUACUAGGUAAUUUUAUUCGUACGUACAAUAUUUUAGCUUCCAUUUAAUUGCAUUUAGAAUCUAAGUACAGUUGUAUUCAGUCAAUAACUACGCAUAUUUUUAUAGGACUAUGAUUAAGGUAUUUAUUUCCCUUAAAUUAUUCUGCAAUGUCGAUAGGUAUAAAUAACGGUGAAAAUGGUUGUAUCUAUGAAAUAUGUAGUUUUAGUAUCAAUGUGUUGUCUAUACAAAAAGCUAACGUUAGUGCCUAAAUUUUUACUUCUUUAGUAACAAAGAGGGUACCUACUUAAGGUGCUAUAAAUGUUGUUUAAUAUGGUUAUUGAUAUUUUAGUAAAAUUAUGAUAAUGUAACUAGAUUGGACAUUAAAAUUUGUCUGAUGGUAUUGACUAGUACCAUAAUCUCUAGUCCAGUCCAAUAUUACCUCAAACUGACUAUGUGUAAGCUAUCUGUACAGUAGGAAAUUAUGUUGUGUAUAUUUGUUGCAAACCAAUCAAUGUUAGAUAAUUAUAAUAUCCCUUGCACUCUAAUAUAUUGAGAUGAAAGUAUAUUUUUAAUACAUAAAUCAAGGUAAUUAAUUAUUGUUGACAACGUUUUGAUGAAAUGUUUUUACGUACGUAGCAGAUAGGUAUUAAAUAAUUUUCUAAUGAAAUACGAAAUAAAAACAACAUCUUCAA
Plutella xylostella (diamondback moth) is the source of this 2391-nucleotide messenger RNA. It is a transcript of the gene Adck1, whose product is annotated as aarF domain containing kinase 1. Gene Ontology annotation, biological process: mitochondrion organization; protein phosphorylation; lipid homeostasis. Gene Ontology annotation, cellular component: mitochondrial inner membrane. Gene Ontology annotation, molecular function: protein kinase activity; ATP binding. The record is from RefSeq and is a predicted model, not a curated record. Lineage: Eukaryota; Metazoa; Arthropoda; Insecta; Lepidoptera; Plutellidae.